Messenger RNA from Rhodamnia argentea, 873 nucleotides. Its product is annotated as transcription factor MYB13-like. The transcript is spliced from 3 exons. Bases 62 to 835 code for a protein of 257 amino acids. Lineage: Eukaryota; Viridiplantae; Streptophyta; Magnoliopsida; Myrtales; Myrtaceae. The record is from RefSeq and is a predicted model, not a curated record.
GAGACCGUGAAAACAGCAUUUUCCAUCAAGAUCUCGGAACUGAUCAGGAUCGAUCAACACCAUGGCCAGGUAUCCAAGGAAUGACAGAAGCAACAACAGGACUGUGGUUAAGAAGGGUGCUUGGAGUGCCGAAGAAGAUCAAAAACUGGUGGCUUACAUCAAGAGAUAUGGCAUUUGGAACUGGACUCACAUGGCCAAUCCUGCGGGUUUGGCAAGAACGGGCAAAAGUUGCCGUCUCCGUUGGAUGAACUAUCUGAGGCCCAACAUCAAGCAUGGAAACAUCACCAAAGAAGAGGAGGAGACCAUCAUUGAGCUGCACCGGGUUCUUGGAAAUCGUUGGGCCGCAAUCGCAGCUAGGCUUCCAGGAAGAACGGACAACGAAAUUAAGAACUACUGGAAUACCCGCUUGAAGAAACAGCUUUCAGAGGAGAAGUUUCGUUUACAGAACUCGUGCAAUGAUGUUGAUGUCCAUACCGAUCGUGAGGACAUGUUGUUCCAUCCCUCGAACGAUUGUCCGAAUGCAACAAACCAUGGACCCGACGGUCAAAUCCUGACAACAAAUGCAGAUAACUAUUGUCCUCCCGUUGGAGUCCAUGAUGAGAAACCAUGGAGCCACAACGGAUGCUCAGCACAAGAAUAUGAAGAUGGUGAAGGAGAAGGCGUAUGGAAGCAAGUUCUUCCACUGGAAGAUCUAUACAUAGAAGAAGAUUUCGAGUAUAUGUGGGCCAACUCAGGAACACAGAACACCCCUUCUGAUGGUUGCACGCAGCCUGAGCCUACAUACUUUGCUAGUUCCUAUGAUGAUUUUAUCCUAGAUUUGUGGGGGGAGUCAUGAUAAUUUGUAGUACCUUUCGCGCAUAUUGAUCUCCAUCU